GGGCACAGCGCCUCCCCACCUGUCUAUAAAGGUGGCGCCGGCGCGGCCGCAGCAGCCGCUGCAGCACCAUGAACGCCGCCCGCUGCCUGGUGCUGGCGCUGGCCCUCGCGCUGCUCUGCCGCCCCGCGGCCCCGUGGUACCGCCAGGCGGCCAGGCCCACCUACUACUCGGUGGGCAGAGCCUCGGGGCUGCUCUCCAGCCUCCGCCGCUCGCCCUACACCCGCCGCUCCGGCACAGACAGCACCGCCGAGCGCGGCCCCAGCGCGCGGCCGCUCGCCGCGGUGCCGUGUGUGACGGAUGUGUCCCCUGAGCUGCAUGGCUGCCAGCUGCUGCCCGGCGCACCGGGCUCCCUGCAGUGCAAGGCCAACGUGACCAUGUCCCUGGACCCCCAAGAGUGCACGGGGGCGUGACUGGCACCGACCCAUCCUGGCAGCGCCGCCGCAUCAACAAUAAACACGUUUGGGCU
Nothoprocta perdicaria is the source of this 466-nucleotide messenger RNA. RefSeq names its product neuropeptide B (gene NPB). Gene Ontology annotation, biological process: feeding behavior; G protein-coupled receptor signaling pathway. Gene Ontology annotation, molecular function: G protein-coupled receptor binding. The transcript has 2 exons. The record is from RefSeq and is a predicted model, not a curated record. The coding region runs from base 69 to 410 and encodes 113 amino acids. Lineage: Eukaryota; Metazoa; Chordata; Aves; Tinamiformes; Tinamidae.